Sesamum indicum (sesame) is the source of this 3252-nucleotide messenger RNA. Its product is annotated as RNI-like superfamily protein. The record is from RefSeq and is a predicted model, not a curated record. Gene Ontology annotation, biological process: SCF-dependent proteasomal ubiquitin-dependent protein catabolic process. Lineage: Eukaryota; Viridiplantae; Streptophyta; Magnoliopsida; Lamiales; Pedaliaceae. Gene Ontology annotation, cellular component: SCF ubiquitin ligase complex.
AGCAAGAAACAGGGCCACCUUCCAUAACUGGCAGUUCGUCAAUAAAAAUUCUCUCUUUCUACCGAAAUCUGAAUCCCUCUUUCCUCUGCUUUAGCUUUCAAUUUCUAAUCUCAAUCACAAGUCUUCGUCAAUGAAUUCAGAUUCUCUAAUAUAUACAUAUAGCUACUACUUUCUAUAUUCAUAUUAUCGGCACAAGUAUUUUCACUCUCACAUUACCUAAAUGCCCUCACAGAAUUCUCUUAAAUGAUGGUGAAACCGUUACAUUAACGCGAUUCAAAUCCUCUUUAUCAUCAGUCAUUUCUGCUGCUCUCUCGUGAUUCGCCUAACUCUCUAUGUUCCAUUUCAGUAUAUUUGGGUUUGAGUUUGAGUCAUUCUUCAGUUUUUCUUUUAUUUAUUUUUUGUUGGUUUUACUUUUGGAAGGAAGAUUGGAACUUUACUCUUUCUUCUUGUGAAUCCAAGAAUUCUUUUAUUUUCUUUGAUUUUGGAGUAAAGCCCAGAAACACGUUUUGGGUUUGAUUCCACGCUCUUUCUUUUAUGUGUUAUUCUUGAGGUACGUUUUCGUUUCAAUCAUCCAAACCCAAGUUUUUUCUCUUCACUUUAACAACACCCCUAAAAUUUUCUUGGGUUUUUGUUCAAGUUUCAAUCUUGACUUUUCUUGGAACGGUAGUGCUUCGUGAGAUUUGUUUAGAAUGAAGAGGGUCAAUGAGGCUGUUGAAGAGGGGAGUAAAAACUUGGGGUUAAAGAAAGUUAGGUUCUUCAAUGGGACUGAUGAGAGUUGUGGCGCUUUACAGAGGAAUGAAGGUGAUCAAGAGAGACCUUUUGUUGGGAAUGGAGGGAUAGGUUCUGCACCAGCACAUAUAGAUGGAGACCCUUUCGGAAAUACAGUCCCUGAUAAUCUUGAUGGUCAGAAUCUUGGUGGUUUGAAGGAUUCCAACAUAUGGGACUUUGAUAUAAAUUUUGAUUUAAUUUUUGGCAAUGAAGAGGAGCAGAAAGGUUUAGCGUUUGAUCUUAACAUUCCAGUGAAUACAACACAGGGCGGUGGGAUAGAGAAGGGCUGUUUAGAAUAUUAUAAAGGGUCCAUGAGCAAUCAGAACAGAGAAGAGAUUAUCGUCAUUGCAUCAGACGAUAGUGAUAAAGAGGUGGAAGUUAUAGGUUAUACAUUUGGUUAUAAUGCAAAGGGUAAACAAGUAGAACUAGAGACGCCUUACGAUAGGGUGGAAAAUUUGAGCCUUGAAUUGGGAAUGGUUACAAGGGAUAAUGUUGCUGCCGAAAGUAGUUCAGUGACUGGUGGUACGAGGAGGUAUACCAGGGAAGAAAAGGGGAAGGCUAAUGUUGUUGAUGAAUCAUGGUUAUCUCUAAAGGCAAUUGAAUCUUAUUUGCUGAAUGAUAAUGAAUCAAUCAGGAAUACUGAGCCUACAGAAGAUAUUGAAGCUGGAACAUGGCAGCCAGCAGCAUCAGAUGCAAGGAGUGAAUCGGGUGAAAGAGCACUAAGACAGGCUGAUCGAGCUUUAAGAAUUAGAGAAGAGUUAAUGCAGGAAAGUUGGAGAGAAUCUGCCAAACGAUUUGCGCGUAUGAACCAUCCAAAUCAGAACAAUGGGAAAGAAUCUUCUAGUCAGAAACAAGGAUCACCUACUUCAAGAGCUCUAGAACAACUAGGAAAGUCUCCUGGCCCUUUCUCUGAAGCUCUUAAGAUGAUAAGAGAAAGAACUUCAAAGCGAGCAGCUCAGCAGUUGGUUGAGUGGAAACCCUCAGAAGAAAAGCAGAACCAAAACAUUACAGCACCAUUUGUUCCUUCUCUGCUGGAUUUGUCACUGAAAGCUCUUGCUGAAAAUGCUGAGGGAAUAGUCUCACUUGAACUGGUUCCAGAUAACCUCCGUAGAAAACUAACUGACAUGCUGUGUGAUAUGCGAAAAAUGAAUCUCAAUGUUCUUAACCUUCUGUUACAAGGAUUUCCAACUGAGAUUCGCAUAAAAAAUUGCUCAUGGCUGACUGAUAAACAAUUUCAGCAGACAUUUCGGAAUUGUCAGACAAAAGAUUUGAGGGUGCUUCAACUUGACCUGUGUGGGCAGUGCAUGCUUGAUUUUGCAUUCAAGGAGACAUUAACUCAAUCCUCAAAUAGUUUGUCCAGUCUAGCCAUUGUUUCCCUUAGAGGUGCCUGCCGUUUAUCAGACAGUGGGCUUAAAAACCUUGUUAUGUCAGCACGGGCACUGCAGUCUAUUAAUUUGGGCCACUGCACCCUUCUGACUUGCGAUGCCAUCAACAUCAUAGCUGACUCUUUGGGAUCAAAUUUGAGGGAGCUUUAUAUAGAUGAUUGCCAAAAGAUAAAUGUGAUGUUGAUUCUUCCAGCAUUUAAAAAGUUUAAACAUUUGGAAGUGUUAUCAGUUGCCGGCAUACAAACCAUAACCGAUCAAUUUAUCAGUGAAAUUAUUACAGUAUGUGGUCAAAGUAUUAAGGAGCUUGAUUUGGCUGACUGCCUAGCACUGACUGAUUGCUCUCUCAAAACCAUUGGUAGCAACUGUGCUGAUUUAUGUGCACUGAACAUUGCAAACCUGCACAACUUGACAGAUCUGGGAUUGGAGUAUCUUGCCAAUGGUUGUAAAUCAAUUCGAAAGCUCAAACUUUGUCGCAAUGGGUUCAGUGAUGAAGCUAUGGCAGCAUUUCUGGAAAGCUCUGGGGAGUCCUUGAUGGAACUUUUACUGAAUAAUAUGACAAAGGUUGGGUCCAGUACUGCCUUAUCACUCGCCAAACGUUCUAGGAAGUUGUUAAGUUUGGAUAUAUCGUGGUGUCGCAGAAUUACUAACGAGGCUCUAGGGUUGAUUGUUGAUAGUUGCUCAUCACUAAAGCUGCUCAAAGUCUUUGGCUGUAGACAGAUCACAAAUGUAUUUCUGAAUGGGCACUCCAAUCCAUUCGUGAAGAUAAUUGGGUUAAACCUGACUCCAAUUCUGGAUCAUGUAAACUUGCUUGAACCCGAAGAAGUGUUAUUGCGCUAUUCACCUCUGACAAUGAGCCAGGAAGUCUGGAACAAAGAGAUCUGCUAGAUGUUAAAAUGUAAAUUUUGGAUCAUAAACAUCAGAACGUGGCCCAAUUUUCAUCAUAUAUUAGAUCAUAUAUGGCAUAUACUUGUAAGUGUCUGCAUAGCAUAAUGCAUCAGAAAAUACUUUUUGCCUGGAUUGCGGUCUCGAUAAUAUUCCUUACGUACUCAAACCCUGGGACCUAUCUCAUCGCUAGCAUUGCCAAUUUGAUCAUAUUCGA